UAGCAACACAGAGCCGAGAGGGGAGGAGGAAAGAAGGAGAAGGAGGGCAGGGAGGUGGGAGAGACAGAGGGAGAGUGUGCAUACAGCAGCUGUCGGCAUCCCUGUCUCAGGGACUUCUUUGCUGAUUCACAGAGGCAGCCCAGCCCCGGCUUCCCAGCUUCCAGCUGCCGCCUGCUUCUCAGACCUGACGGAAUCAGAAGGUUAGAGCUGCUGUCACCACCCCUGCACCUCCUCAGGAUGGUGCUGGGGUUCCCUGCCUAAGCCUAAAGCUGUUGAACGGGUCUGUUGGUGCUGCUGGACCCCUAGAACCACCAGCCAUGAAUCUGUGUUGGAAUGAAAUCAAAAAGAAGUCUCACAACCUCCGCGCUCGCCUAGAGGCCUUCUCAGACCACAGUGGAAAGCUUCAGCUCCCUCUUCAAGAGAUUAUUGACUGGCUCAGCCAAAAGGAUGAGGAGUUGUCAGCUCAGCUGCCCCUGCAAGGGGAUGUGGCCCUGGUGCAACAGGAGAAGGAGACACAUGCGGCCUUUAUGGAAGAAGUCAAGUCUCGGGGCCCCUAUAUAUACUCUGUACUGGAGUCGGCUCAGGCCUUCCUGUCCCAGCACCCAUUUGAGGAAUUAGAGGAACCUCAUUCCGAGAGCAAAGAUACCUCCCCCAGACAGCGGAUCCAGAAUCUUAGCCGCUUUGUGUGGAAGCAGGCCACGGUGGCCAGUGAGCUAUGGGAGAAGCUGACAGCCCGCUGUGUGGACCAGCACCGUCACAUUGAGCGCACUCUGGAGCAGCUGUUGGAGAUCCAAGGGGCAAUGGAGGAGUUAAGCACUACUCUUACCCAAGCCGAGGGAGUCCGAGCUACUUGGGAGCCCAUUGGGGAUCUCUUCAUUGAUUCACUCCCAGAGCAUAUCCAGGCUAUUAAGCUAUUCAAAGAAGAAUUCUCCCCCAUGAAAGAUGGAGUGAAGCUAGUGAAUGAUCUAGCCCACCAACUUGCCAUUUCUGAUGUGCAUUUGUCAAUGGAGAAUUCCCGAGCCCUGGAGCAGAUCAACAUCCAGUGGAAGCAGCUACAGGUGUCAGUUGGCGAGAGGCUCAAGCAGCUCCAGGAUGCCCACCGGGACUUUGGCCCUGGGUCACAGCACUUCCUCUCCUCCUCUGUCCAGGUACCCUGGGAAAGAGCAAUUUCACCCAAUAAAGUUCCUUACUACAUCAACCACCAGGCUCAGACCACAUGCUGGGACCAUCCCAAGAUGACAGAGUUAUACCAAACCCUAGCUGAUCUGAACAACAUUAAGUUCUCAGCUUACCGCACUGCCAUGAAGCUCCGCAGAGUCCAGAAGGCCCUGCGCUUGGACUUGGUAACUUUAACCACAGCCCUGGAGAUCUUCAACGAGCAUGAUCUGCAAGCCAGUGAGCACGUGAUGGAUGUGGUGGAGGUCAUUCACUGCCUGACUGCCUUAUAUGAACGGCUGGAGGAGGAAAGAGGCAUCCUGGUCAAUGUGCCACUCUGUGUGGACAUGAGCCUCAACUGGCUCCUCAAUGUUUUUGAUAGUGGUCGCAGCGGAAAGAUGCGGGCAUUGUCCUUUAAGACUGGCAUUGCAUGCCUGUGUGGCACAGAAGUAAAGGAAAAACUUCAGUACCUCUUCAGCCAAGUGGCCAACUCAGGCAGCCAGUGUGACCAACGCCACCUCGGUGUCCUGCUUCAUGAGGCCAUUCAGGUGCCCCGUCAGCUGGGUGAAGUGGCAGCCUUUGGGGGCAGCAAUGUGGAGCCCAGUGUCCGUAGUUGCUUCCGUUUUAGCACUGGGAAGCCAGUCAUUGAAGCUUCCCAGUUCCUGGAGUGGGUCAACUUGGAGCCCCAGUCCAUGGUGUGGCUGGCUGUUCUGCAUCGGGUCACCAUUGCUGAGCAAGUGAAACAUCAGACCAAGUGCUCUAUCUGUAGACAGUGCCCCAUCAAGGGGUUCAGGUACCGGAGUCUAAAGCAAUUUAAUGUCGACAUCUGCCAGACCUGCUUCUUGACAGGCAAAGCUAGCAAAGGCAACAAGCUGCACUACCCCAUCAUGGAGUAUUACACGCCGACCACAUCCAGUGAGAACAUGAGGGACUUUGCUACAACUUUAAAGAACAAAUUCCGCUCGAAGCAUUAUUUCAGCAAGCACCCUCAGCGAGGUUAUCUGCCUGUGCAAUCAGUGCUGGAGGCUGACUACAGCGAGACGCCGGCUUCUUCCCCGAUGUUGCCACAUGCUGACACACACUCCCGCAUUGAGCAUUUUGCCAGCAGGCUUGCUGAGAUGGAAAGUCAAAAUUGCUCCUUCUUUAAUGACAGCCUGUCCCCAGAUGACAGCAUAGAUGAGGACCAGUACCUGCUGCGGCACUCCAGCCCCAUCACAGAUCGGGAGCCAGCCUUUGGGCAGCAGGCUCCAUGCGGUAUGGCCACAGAAAGCAAGGGGGACCUAGAGAAGAUCCUGGCCCACUUGGAAGAUGAGAACCGGAUUCUCCAGGGAGAGCUGAGGCGCCUGAAGUGGCAGCAUGAGGAGGCAGCCGAGGCACCAACCCUGGCUGAGGGCUCCACCGAGGCAGCACCAGACCACCGCAACGAGGAGCUUCUGGCUGAGGCCCGGAUCCUUCGGCAGCACAAGACCCGCCUGGAGACGCGCAUGCAGAUCCUCGAAGACCACAACAAGCAGCUAGAGUCUCAGCUGCAGCGCUUGAGGGAGCUGCUCUUGCAGCCACCCUCCGAAUCAGAUGGCAAUGGUUCCGCGGGAUCGUCCCUAGCUUCCUCUCCGCAGCAGUCAGAAGGCAGUCACCCCCGGGAGAAGGGACAGACUACACCGGACACAGAGGCUGCAGAUGAUGUGGGAUCAAAGAGCCAGGAUGUCAGCCUGUGCUUGGAGGACAUCAUGGAGAAGCUCCGCCAUGCCUUCCCCAGCGUGCGAAGCUCUGAUGUGACUGCCAAUACCCUGCUGGCCUCUUGAUGGAGCUAGAUCCCCAUCCUGUGGUCCAUAAUCCUCUCCUGGUUCUGGUCAAAGCCUUCCCUCAGCCUUCACCCGAACUUUCCAGUCCCCAUUGGCCCCUCAUUCCUCAAGCAGAGUUAUUUGGGCUCCUGGCAGCAGCAGGGAUCUGGUGGUAUGUGAGGGGUGUGUGUUUGGGAGGGGGGUGGUGGGGGAAGGGGAGGCAUGAUUUCUCUGACUCUAAAACGUUCCCUUUAAUCCUCAAGUUUGAGACCAGUCCUUUAAGUACCCUUCUUUUACAACCCAGGCAAAUGGCACUUGGCCAUUCAGAUGCGGAGCAGAGAAGCUGCCUUGCAGAGCUAAGUGGUGCCCAUUGGCCUCUUUUGCUUCUCCAUGGAAUUAUGGAGAGGGAGACACCUAAUGGCCCCAGGGUUCCAGCAUUACGAAUCCUUAGGUGUUAGCCCUACUCUCUGGCCCAACUCAGGGAGGCAAAAGGGUAUCCCUGAGACACCCCCCUCCAAAGUCCCCCUGAAAAAGUCUGGGCAGUGUGUGUCCUGUUACUUCGGUUUCAGGGAGAUCUCUAGCCAUCCUUAUGCUACCUAGGUGUUGUUUCUUCCUUGAAUAUUCUCAGUUCUUUCUGCCUCGGUACCUGGCAGACCUUCCUCAAUGGGGGUACAGUUCAUUCCAGUUCCUGCUUCCACCUUACAUUUGGAAACAUUAAAGAAAUACUUAUAUGGGUUUAAUUUUUGCCCCCACUCCCAACCUCUUAUAUCCUGAAGGCCUCAACAUCCUGAGAGACCUGCUGAGUUGCUCUGGAAACCCAGCUGAAGCCACCCUUUGUUCCUGUGAGUCUGUCCUUACAGACCCGGGGAAGGAGUAGCAGCUUGCUCAGCCAGGUGUUCUUGCUCUCCCCACGUGAGGAAGGGGAAGAGACCCUCUAGCCUGAAGGAGUAUGACUCCCUAUCACUUUUCCAGACUGUGACCCUUCUAGCUCUUAGGCUGAAUCAGGUGAAGUGGCUGAUUUGCAACAGGCCACCCUAAGUAGCGGCCCCUCCCAGUGACCAUGAAUCAGGAAGCUGGCCACUUUCCACCCAGACAACCAGAAGGCCUUCCUGUGCCUAAAACUGUUCUUUCUAACUCUGGAAGGUGAACCCAAUCCUCAAACUGAGCUAAUUCUUCCUAGGCAACAUAUACCAUGAUCCUUUUAUCCAAAAACUAUUCAGAAUAGAUACUGAGGGGUGGGAGAGUGGGCUUGAGAACUUUGAACAGAUUCAGAGCCCACUUAGGCAGCUCUCUACCAAGAGGAGCUUUAUAACCUAGAGCCCUGCAGUCAACUUAAUUUGCCUAAGUUUAUAUACAUACAUAUCUAUUCUACAUAUCUACUGUACAUCAGUGCUCUCCUGGCCUCACUCACAAAUUAAAUUCUAUUACCUCUUGAAGUACUAAUGUUCUGCCUUGCUCUUUGUUAGCCCCAGCCUCUGGUUGGAAGAUAUAUGCAUCCUGGCUGCUCCCUUAGGUUGUCUCUCUCCAUUGAUGCUUGGGGUGGGCUGUCCUCAAGAACAAAGCAACAGAAGCAUGUGGCCCCAGAGGAAUCUAACAGGAAGAGUCACUCUGUUCUCUUCACUCAUUCAAACUUUUGUUCCCUUGAGACCUGGGCCUUGGAUAAAUUUUUCUGGGCUCCCCUAAACAAUGGUUCAGGUACCCAAAUAGAGCAAAUCCAAGCUCUAUGCAACCCAUGCAGAAGAGAAAGAAUAAAUAGGCUUUUAUUAGCUUUUGCCGGACUACAACACAAAGUACGUUCUCUGGCCCCUUCCAGUUCCUAAGGUCUGACUCAGGGCCUUAAUGAAAGCAGAGGUUGUCAGGAAGAUCAGGAGGGAGGGAGUGAGACGGUUGGGGUGUUGUGUUAUAAUCAAGCAGUGGGCCACUGGGUAGAACUGCUGGGAACCUAGAUUUAUGUGCUGCACGGGAGGCAGGGCAGCAGCUUUGUCCAGAAGUUUGGGGUUGCCUCCUCCCCCAACUCUAAGCCACAGGUCCAGGGUGUCAGACUUCAUAUCACAACAUCUACCUUAGUGUUCAUGAGGUCCCUGUGGGAGAACUGGGUAUCUGGAUAGAUGGUGAGCAAGUGGUAAGCAGGUAUCAGUCUGAUAAACUGGGCAUCAGUCAGAGUGGGGGCGUAUUUGUAGGGGCCUAAGUUUUGGGCAGGAAUGUGGGACAGAGGGCUCAGGGACCUUAAGGCAUAAGCCUACGUGAGCAGAUAUUAUGGAGCAAUCUUUUACCAGGAAAGUCCUGGAAAGUCCUUUCUGUUACCCACAUCCCACCCAAGAGCUCUCGGGCUGCUGAGGGCCUAUGGCAACUGCAGUGGGCCAGGCAUGGUAGAAAAGAUGUAGAUCUCGUUAUGUAGGAUUCGUGUUGUAGGUGGACUGAAGCUGCAGGUCAGAAGUCGAAUUCUCACUAAGAGGGUCACUGACACUUUGUGGUCCUGUGUUUACCUUAAUGCCUGAGGUGAGCAUAUCACUCAGGGGUACAGUGACAGUCACUGCAGCAUGUAUGGGCAGUGUGCCCACAGUGAGGUAAAUGGAUCCUUGGGCGCUGUGAAUCCAAAUUGGGGUUGAAUGUACUGAAUUGUGUUGUAUAACUUUUGGCAUCUGUUGUGUAUCAUGUCACCUAAAGGUAUUAUGUGUGGCACUGUGUAGUUUUGGCCCUGCACUAGAAGGGUGGUGAAGGGAGUUGCCGGGUUGGUAGCCUAAGGAAAACCUUCUGACUUGUAGGAUUAGCAUCAGUGAUAAGGAACAUGAGUGCUUGCUGGGGUUGUUGUCAAAUAGUAUCAGGAAGCAGUUAGGACUGAUAGUCGAUUUAUUCUUGGCAGAAUUUGAUAAAGGCCAAAAAGCCAUUACGAGGAUACCUUUGCUUCCACCUGGAGCAGAGUGGAUCCACGUUGACUGGGGAUCAUUAGGGAAGGCUGACUGGCUGAAGCACAUCAGGCUGUGAUAUGGUUCCCUAGAGAGAGUCCCACCCAGGAGGUCACGUGCCCUUUCCUCCAGAUUGGGAAGGCUGGAAUCAAGGCUCUCAAGUGCUCAUUUUCUUCAAGGCCCAAAGUUGGGAAAUACUUCCCUACAGAGGAGCCUGUUUGAGUUUACGGUGCUCCAGGAACUGGGCUGACAAGCCACAGUAAUGAUAAACCCUGAGGCCAGGCAGAGGCCAAUUCUAGGAGAUGUUUUCCCUCCAGAUUCAUUUUAAGGAAUGCCCGUGCUACCAGGGGAGUGUCUGGGGUCUGGGCUCCAUAUCCAGCAUCAGGCUAGAGCAUUCUUUGAAUUCUUAUUCUCAAUGGAAGAGUUAUGGCCUCUGGGACUAUUUCAGGCCAAGAAUCCCAUCCAAUUUCUCUUGAUGUAAGUGACAUAUAACCAAGAAAACAGCUGCCUUAACACAAACAAUUAGUUCUGGGAGAGAAACUGGGGGCUGUGUCCUAGGGCUGUGGAGAUAUAGCUCCUCAGCUAGGCAGCUCCCGUGGGAACAAAGGAAUACUUCAGCUACUUCUCACUCUUGUAACACCAAUGGCUGUGGGAGAGGGAAAGGCUCAAGGCCAGGGCUCAGCUCCCAGCCUCCAUCUCCUCCCACAGCUGCCAUAUUUGAGAGGCGACCUGCUAAAUGUCCUUGCUGUCCCCUGGGCAGUAUCAAAGCCAGACCGAAGUCUGUUAUGCUGCUUGUUGGCUGCAAAAACUGGUCACAAGCAUGAGAAUUGGGGAAGGUAUUCAGGGGAAGUAACAGGGUAGCAGCCAAGUCUAGAAAAGUUUGGGAUGAAGGGGCAGGGUUGGGAACAAAUUGGUUAACUUUGAUUGCCACUCACUGUGGUGCUUUUCACCUUUCCCUUGAAUUCUGCUUUGAAAAGAAUAAAUUUGUAUUUGUUU
Messenger RNA from Propithecus coquereli (Coquerel's sifaka), 6838 nucleotides. RefSeq names its product dystrophin related protein 2 (gene DRP2). The coding region runs from base 318 to 2957 and encodes 879 amino acids. The transcript is spliced from 22 exons. Gene Ontology annotation, biological process: synaptic signaling. Gene Ontology annotation, cellular component: plasma membrane. Lineage: Eukaryota; Metazoa; Chordata; Mammalia; Primates; Indriidae. Gene Ontology annotation, molecular function: protein binding; zinc ion binding. The record is from RefSeq and is a predicted model, not a curated record.